AUGGAAGAAUCAGGAAAUGGGACAACAAAUAGAAGAGAAAGGGUCGAAGAUCUUCAUCUGGACAGGGUUGUCGCUUCGCAGCCAGAGAUCGGCCCAACCCCUCCCGAUGGGGGUUACGGGUGGCUGAUAGUCUUCGCAGCUGUAAUAUACAAUGUAACAGUCCCUACUAUUUUGAUGCUUUAUGGGUUUAUUAUUUUAAAAUCUAUACGAGAAGAAGAUCACGAAGAAGGAGAACGAAUGCGAGUGUGGGACGUGGACGUAGCAUUAGUGCCCGUUAUUUUAACUGUGAUACGUUUACUGUUGGAGCCAUGGUGCAGGGCUGUCACUAGAAUUAUUAACAUGCCUCGUUUUACAGCCUUGGCUGGGCUAUGUAUGACAGUGGCGGGUGUUUUGCUUUCGAGUUACGCGACAAGUGUGUAUAACAAUGACCAUAUUGUGAAUAUAUUUUCGGGAAUUUUCAUAGGUAUUGGAAGCGCAAUUACAGGACAGCAGACAGACGUAAUUAUUACGCAUUACUUCCGAGAAAAACUGACGACCGCUCAGCGAAUCGUUAAGGUUGCACCUUCGUUGGGGAACGUCCUCUCGCCACUGUUGACCGGUUAUCUAUGCACUAUUUAUUCCAGCGACACAGUCGUAAUGAUAACGGGGGCUAUUCUCAUGCAGAACUGCCUGUUCCUGGCCUCUUUCACGCGUCCCAUCUACAUAGAAAGAGUUAUAAGAAGCACGUACAAUAUGUUGCGAGAUGCCGUCGAAGAUGACGAUGAAGUCAUAUUUUCGAAUCAACUUCGGCGAGAGCCACGGGCGGCUUCCAAUCCUGUCUCUACCCAAGACGAAGAUGCGCAUGACGUAGUCGUUUUCAAAUCCAAUAGAAAAGCUAGAGAGAUUCUCGACCCCGAUAUAGAAGCGCGUCAAGAUAGCAAUGGAGGAAGGUUCUCAACGGAUUUCAGUUCUGCGUUUGGCUCGCGAUCGAAUCGCUUCUCUUCCGACUUCGGUACUCUGGACGUCAAUUACAGUACAAUCGGUUAUCAAGAAUUGGAGAGUAUUGACCGGGUCAACCCUCAGCCUUUGUACCGGGAGACGACGGUGAACGCUCCCACUUCGAACAAUUCAGUUUUUGCAGCUGACGCAACGCCGGGAACGGCUAGGCGAACGGCAUCGUUGAAAAAGAACUUCAUCACAGUAGUGAACAUGGUGCAAGAUUUCAACUUCUAUCUUUACACACUGUUGCACUUGUGCACUACGUACAGCGUACUGACUUUGAGCGUUCUUUUCCCGCCCUUAAUGUGGGAGCAAAAUCCAUCCCUGAACAUUUGGUCGAUAUCAGUGCUGACAGCAAUCGGACAUGCGGCGGCCCUGAGCUUUGUAAUUCUGUGCAUAUUUAUGCCGAGCAACAUCAAUGAAAAGACCAAAUUUUGUACAAUUUUUUGCAUCUGUGGUGCAAUCGGGUUUUAUGGAGUGACACUUUCGUCGAAUAAGAAUUACCUCGUCGUUUGGUGCAUGUUCUCCAGUGUGGCUGCGGCGACGAGUGGAAUUCUGCAGCAAUCUCUGCACGACAGCCUCAACGAGUUCGACACGACGGCGACCGUGACCACGGCGAACACUCUGGUCGCUAUUGCGAUAAUGGUUUGGGCGGUUUCCUACAGCUACACGUACAGGACUUGCUUUUUUAUAGCGAGUUUAUUGCAAACGGGAACCGCUUGCGUGUUUUUAGUAGCCUCUUUCAGGCGCCGGAGGUAA
Messenger RNA from Leptosia nina, 1737 nucleotides. Lineage: Eukaryota; Metazoa; Arthropoda; Insecta; Lepidoptera; Pieridae. The record is from the annotation of a GenBank genome assembly.